AUGUUUCCUACUGAUGGAAACAGUACCAGCCUGAAUCCAGAAGCACCUGAGUUCUUUCCUCAUAGUUACCUUCAAAACGACAUGGUUGCACAUUCGCAUAAUGUUGUUAACUAUAGUGACCAAGAUCUCCCAAAUUUCUCGUUUCUUCCUGCAAUAAAUCAAAACCCAUCAUCUUAUUACUACUACCACUGCUACUCUACAUCAGGGCCAUCUUCUCAUCCUUAUCCUUACUAUACUGACACCGAUUAUCAAUAUCCUAGCAAUGCACAGUACUGCGUUACGUAUGCUCACAACCAUAACCUCUUGGUCUCUACAGUACUGACCAAGCCAAGCCCUAUCAUGGCAGUCUCUGAGGAAAUGCAAGCCCAAGAUGAGCCCAAAAAGGACAUGCAACAGUUGGUGACUGCAAGGGUUAGCACAGGAAGUAAAAAGAGAGGAGAGUGUAGCAGAUAUGUUGGUUCUUUUAAUGGGAGAGAAGGGAGGUAUAGAGGGCACGAAAAAAAACAUGCCAAGAAGGAAUAUUUGAGAGCCAAGUCUAGUGGAAGUAGUAGAAAUCGCGAGAGUCAAUAUUCUUCCACCGGAAGGAACGUGAGAUCUUGUGGUGGUGCCAAUUCUAGGCAGAAGCAUUCUGUGUUCCCUGUGCUGCCCGAUGGCCAAGAUACCACAGUUAUGAUCAGGAACAUUCCCAACAGAUACACGAGAGAGGCCAACAAAGGCUAUGCUUUUGUUAACUUCACAGAUGCAAGAGCUGCGUGGAAGUUUUACCUUUCCGCCAACCAUCAAGCAUGGGAUGUAUUCCAGUCCAGCAAGAUACGUGAGAUAGCCUGUGCUAGGCUCCAGGGAAAGGAGCAGCUAGUGAGGCAUUUUGAGAAGUCAACUUUUGAAUGCGACUCUGACGAGUAUUUACCAGUAAGUUUCAGCCCAGCCAGAGAUGGUUCAAGGGCAGUGGUGGAGCAAAGGGCAGUGGGUAGACGUAUUAGUAACAAAAUCUAGCUAUGCGGCCUAGCUAUUAGAUAUGGUGACCAGGACGUGACAAGAACAAGAUUGUGUGCUUUUGUCAUUGUCAUUUUGUGCCCAUCAAUAUCAGGCCUAUGUAGCUACUUUGGCUACUGU
Molecule: messenger RNA, 1113 nt
Organism: Populus nigra (black poplar)
Lineage: Eukaryota; Viridiplantae; Streptophyta; Magnoliopsida; Malpighiales; Salicaceae
Product: protein terminal ear1-like
Exons: 3
Coding region: 1-993 (330 amino acids)
Molecular function (GO): nucleic acid binding
Source: RefSeq, a predicted model, not a curated record